Molecule: messenger RNA, 486 nt
Organism: Opisthocomus hoazin
Lineage: Eukaryota; Metazoa; Chordata; Aves; Opisthocomiformes; Opisthocomidae
Product: anterior gradient protein 3-like
Cellular component (GO): endoplasmic reticulum
Source: RefSeq, a predicted model, not a curated record
AUGUAUACAAAAUCAGCAGCUCAGGGAACUAAAGAGCAAAGCCAGGCCGUGGCCAUCAAAGAAGAACACAGGACCCCCAGCACUCUGUCUCGAGGCUGGGGAGAUGACAUUGAAUGGGUGCAGACGUACGAAGAAGGUUUAGCACGAUCCAAACACAGCAAGAAGCCACUGAUGGUUAUUCACCACUUGGAAGAGUGUCCUUACAGCCAAGCUUUAAGGAGAGCAUUUGCUUCUAGCCCAGAGAUCCAGCAGAUGGCUCAGGAGGACUUUAUAAUGCUCAAUCUGGUGUAUUCCAGCAGCGAUGACAACAUGGCGCCCGACGGCCAUUACGUCCCUCGGAUCCUCUUUGUGGAUCCUUCUAUGACAGUUCGAGCCGAUCUAACUGGCAAAUACGGGAACAGGAUGUACACUUACGAACCAGAAGAUAUUUCGACCUUGAUUGAAAACAUGAGACAAGCAAAGCUGCUUCUGCACGCUGAGCUCUGA